This is a messenger RNA of Podospora pseudopauciseta, 1182 nucleotides long. RefSeq names its product RNA pol II transcription cofactor (gene PRN1). The coding region runs from base 1 to 1182 and encodes 393 amino acids. Lineage: Eukaryota; Fungi; Ascomycota; Sordariomycetes; Sordariales; Podosporaceae. The record is from RefSeq and is a predicted model, not a curated record. The transcript has a single exon.
AUGAAGACUUUUUCUUGGAUAUCUUCACUCACGGUUGUGCUCGUCAGUGUGCUUUUUGCUUACUUUUAUACCACCAACCCAGCCUUUGAGCUUGAGCGCAUCAAAAACAUUGACAUCCCUGCCUCGUUGGACAUCCUCAGAGACAACAUCAAGAACUACUUGAACCUCACCUCUGCCACCCCCUCAUCAGACAUAUCCUCACCACCACCCACCACCACUACCACCGUCAUCACACCAGCCCAGCUAGCAACAAUGUCCCGCAUCACCCUCCCCCGCCGCAUCCUCAAAACCCUCCUCGCAAAGCAGCAGUCCGAAGGCGCAGGCGCCACAGUCCGCCGCUCCAUCGGCACCCCCUCCCUCCGCUCCCUCAACCCCUUCCUCAUGCUCGACCACUUCUCCGUCUCCCCCGGCGCCGGCUUCCCAGACCACCCCCACCGCGGCCAAGAAACAAUAACCUACCUCCUCACCGGCGGCAUGGACCACGAAGACUUCGCCGGCAACCGCGGCACCCUCAACCCGGGCGACCUCCAGUUCAUGACCGCCGGCAAAGGCAUCAUGCACGCCGAGAUGCCCCGCCAAAACCCCGAUGGUUCCCCCAACAUCGGCCUGCAGCUCUGGGUUGACCUCCCCAAGGAACUAAAAUACUGUGAGCCACGGUAUCGGGAUCUCAAAGCGGAGGAGAUACCCACCGUCAUCACCGAAGACGGCAAAGUCAAGAUCAAGGUUAUUUCUGGCAAGUCGUACGGUGUCGAGUCCCUCAAAGAUCUAGCGUACACACCCGUGGUGUUCUAUGACGUGGAGGUCCAACCGGGGGGGAAGAUCGAGCAGGAGGUUCCCCAGGGGUGGCAAGGGUUCGCUUAUAUUCUCGAGGGGGCAGACAUCACUUUCAGUGACGGGCCCCAAGAAGAGAAGAAAGUCUCACAGUGGCACAACGUCGUUUUUGGCAACGGAAAAGAGGAGGAUGGGGUUGUUGCACGGGUGGAGGAGACCGAGACAAAACCGGGGAGGUUCGUCCUGGUUGCCGGGCAGAUGAUGGAUCAGCCUGUUGUGCAGUAUGGUCCUUUUGUGCUCAACAGCCAGGAGGAGGUCUACCAGGCGUUUGUCGACUACCAGAGCCACACCAACGGGUUCGAGAGGGCAAAGGGGUGGAGGAGUGAGAUUGGGAAGAGUAUGGUUCAUUAG